Branchiostoma floridae (Florida lancelet) is the source of this 4497-nucleotide messenger RNA. Its product is annotated as von Willebrand factor A domain-containing protein 7-like. The record is from RefSeq and is a predicted model, not a curated record. The transcript is spliced from 21 exons. The coding region runs from base 1 to 3720 and encodes 1239 amino acids. NCBI's taxonomy places the organism in Eukaryota, Metazoa, Chordata, Leptocardii, Amphioxiformes, Branchiostomatidae.
AUGCUCGCAGCAGGAAAGAAAGUUUUUCUGCUGGUGAUUUUAGCCCAGACUUCGUUGUCGUUUCGACCCAACCGGUUCAGCGCCUUUUACCCGUUGGACUACACCCAUGAAGAUAUCACCAAAACGGCCGCGCUGAAAGUCGUGGCGAGGUUUCUGGAAGAAAACCCAGAAGACGGUCGCACGGUCUCACCUGGUCAGCUGCAGAACCUGGACCCGCUCACACCGUCAAGUAUCUUCAGUCGUUACUACGGAGGUGAGUCGUCAGUCUUCUGCUAUAUACGUGGUACGAAUUACAAACCAAAUGCAACCCUCUAUACGUACGUAGGCCCAGUGUCAGCCAAAAACUUCGACGAAGCAGUCGGCGACAUCACCAAGGCCAAUGCAGACAUUGACAGGCACGACCUAUGGACGUCCAGCGUACAUUUCAACGCCGAACAGUUUCAGACAGCACUCACGAGGCUGCGCAAUCUGCGAACGAUCGUCAUCGAGACUCUCCAGAAAGCUGACCUGACUGACCUGGACGUCUCCGCGGCGCGCAUCAACACCGGGUCCUACCUGCACACCCUGCAGGACUUCUACAGCAACACCAACUGGGUGGAGAACAACGGCGCCGCUGUCUACGAGGAUCUGGGUAUGCCAGACAGUCCGAAUCCAGCCGUGGCGUCUCCAGGGAUAAACACUUGCAGUUCGACUGAUUGUCCGCCAGGGGGCCCUUCAGGAGGGCCACUAACAACCUGCGAAAACAACCUCAUCUCGCCAGAGGGCGUGUUAACUAGCGGAUACCGGAGUGGGCAAGAUGUUGACAAACCAGCAGCGACGCAUGAGUGGUUUGGCAAGUGUAGCCAUGGGGGGACCCAUGAUGCUACACGCGAGGCUACUGCAACGGGCGGCAUCAACAAGGAGUCCCUGGACCCAGCUGAAUCUCCGCAUCACUUCCUGCACAACACCGCGGCACAGGCAGCCAUGGACGCCACGGAACACUUUCUCUAUGCGGCUGGGUCCGGCCUGAAGGACCAGGUAGGAGCUGACGUCUUCCGUCGCUUCUUCAACCUCGCCUCGGGAACCUCCCUCUGCAUCGUCAUGGACGAUACCGGCAGUAUGAGUGACGACAUCGCGGCUGCGAAAGCCGUGUCGAUAGAAAUCAUCCAGGGAGCGGCUGCUAAUCCCUUCGACAAACCGUACAACUAUGUCCUGGUUCCCUUCAACGACCCAAUGAGCGACGCAGGACCAAUGACGAUCACCAGGGAUUCCGCCGUGUACAUCGACGCCAUCAACGCGCUGAACGCACAUGGCGGAGGCGACUGUCCAGAACUCUCCAUGACUGGACUGGAACUCGCCCUGCAAAACACGCUACCGAAGUCGAAGAUAUAUCUCUUCACUGAUGCUGACCCUAAGGACAGCGAUAAGCUGCAAGACGUGAUUUCUCUACUUCAACAGAAAAAGAGCAAGAUCACAUUCCUUCUCACCGGGAGUUGUUCCCGGAAACGGCGUGAUCUGAACGGUAGGUCCAAACGAGCAGUGAGCGGUAAUCCGUAUGACGUCAUCGCGGAGGAAUCCGGUGGAAAGGUUUUCGACAUAACCAAAGAUGAAGUAGCUGAGGUCUCCGAGGUCAUCGCCCUUGAGGUCAACGGUGCUCCUGUCACGGUCAUGACCAAGAGCGUGCCCGAGUCCGGACCACGUGACCAGGAGAUUCCUGUGGACGAGGCACUGCUGGAAAUGGUGCUGACCCUGACCGGGUCGGCUACAGCACCGGUGUUCCAGUUGUACACACCAACGGGUGCAAUCCAGUCGUUUGGUUCAGCCGACGCCCAGGUGGUGAUCGAGACUGACCAAUACAAGGUGCUCAAGGUGACCGAUCCUGCAGCCGGAAUGUGGAGGCUCCACCUAGCGGACGGCCAAGGGUACGACAUCGAAGUGACGGGAAAGAGUGUGCUGGACUUCUCAACAGAGUUCCUAGACACUGGUAGUGGGUUCCCCAUCGAUGGAAGACCUAUUGGAGGUUCAGAAUACAGACUGGUUGUAAGCGGAAGCGGUUUGGAGAAUGCGGGGAACGUGACGUCAGCAGAUCUUCUGGACCAAUCCGGGACGCUUCUCAGUCGGAUCUAUCUACAGACCAGUAGCGGCCGGGGAGAACCGGUUUACACAGCAACCAUCGUACCUCCUGCCCAGCCCUUCAGGAUCUCUGUGGAAGGUAUCGACCAACGAAACAACACCUUCAGGCGGCUUCUGACGACGCUCAUAGAGUCUGAGAGUUUGAGGCUGGAGCUUGCUGUAGAGAACAGAGAACCUCUUUACCCCGGUGGAAGCAGCCGGGUUGGAUUUGUGCUUGUUAACGGGGGUUCAGAUGACACAUUCCAGCUGACGGUAUCAGACGAUGUCGGCUUGGUAACCGGGGUAACCCCAUCAUCCGUCACCAUAGCAACAGGGACGAACGUCACAGGUUACGUCACCUUUUCUGCCGCAACGACAGUCUCCCCCGGAACUUCCAGUACCACUAUUCUGACUGCGCGGAGUUCUCUUGGAUCCUCCACUGCCCCUUCCAACUUCAUCACCAUACGAACAAUAGUUUCUGAACGCAUCAUUUUGGUAAUUGACACGUCACCGCCGGUAUGCAAUAUUACGUCAGUUGUUGGGAAUUGCACGGCUGUGCGGCAGCGUCCUGACGUGUGUGCUGAUUGGUCCUGGUCGGUACAGAUGAUGAUGAUUGACAGCGGACUGGGACUGAGUAGAGUGUACGGUGAGGUCAGUACAGGGGAGGUUUUGACGACUGAUGACUUCACCCCAGGAUUGCAAGAUGUAGCAAUAAGGGCAAACUACAGCUCAACUUGCUGCCAUCCCAAGAUGACCGUGACCGUGGUUGACCUUGCCGGGUACGUGGACCAGUGUGUCCUGGAUUUCUCCAUACCAACUACCGAGGCCCCGCCAACAACGACACGGUCUCCAGACACUGUGACACCGGAAAUAUCUGUCGCAUCAGGAACAGUAGCGAUGAAUAUCGGUAUGGCAGUCAGCGAGUUUACAGAAGAGGUGGAGACGGAAUUCAAGGCCACCGUAGCCAGCAGCAUGACGUCAUACUGUCAGAGACACGUCAUGGAGUUCUUGUCAUGUCGUCAAACCGAACACCGCGCCAAACGAUCAACACACGAUUCACAGACGUUUGACUCAGACAACGUCGUCAUCUUGGAAGGGUUCCCCAAAUCGUCUAUGUCACCAGACCGAAUCACCCUCGCGUUCUUCGUCUCCAACCCAAAUUCCUCCGCGGAGAAGCCUGUGCCAGUUCCGGGUAGCCUGCUCCUGAUGGUGAUACAGCACAGCCAGAUGAGGGUACAGGAGGCGCUGGGAUGGAAGACGAUCUACAACAUGUAUCUAUACGGGACUGAAGUACCUACAUUGAUACCUAUCGAUGUGACAGAUGGGACAGACGAACAGACAGACUACCCAGUCACCGGCAGCUCAUCCCACGUGCUGUACAUCGUGAUCGGGGUGGUCGUUUCCGUGGUUACCAUAGCUGUAGUCAUCGUACUGAUAACAAGUUGGUUGAAGAAACCAAACGUGACCAAGCCGACCUAUGAAGCCGACCAGAACAUCAACCUGGACCCACCGAUGGCUGGUCACGUGAACAGGGCGAUGAAAUCCGCGGACGAGCAAAUGAAGAUGGAAGAAGAGCCCCUUGAAGGAGAAUUUCCAAUGACAGGGCUUAACAGCCCAACGUACUGGUAAAGAAGGGUUGCAUUAACAUAGCUAGAGUUUCACGACCCUAUACCUUCGCCAAAUGAUUCUGCCCUUUUUACAAUUUCUGUAUUAAUUCUUUUUGUCAUCAAUUAUGCAAAUAAGGUCCUCAUUUGCAUAAGUUACAUCAAUUGAUCAUCUCCUUCACGAAACUACAGAGGUAGACGUACAAAGUCUAUAUUAAGAAAGAAUGCUUUAAUUGCAUUUUCUGACAAUUUAUGCAAUGAUAAAAUCAUUUGCAUAAUUGAUAUUCAACGAUGUUCACCUAUACAUAACUUCCAAAUGCUACAAGUAUGAAGUUCCCGUCAUCUACAUUAUAGCAUUUCCUCAUUUAUUAUGCAAAUUACGUCUUAAUUUUGCAUGAUAUGUAUCUUCUACAUACAAACAUACAUACAUACAAACGCUGCCCAAAACAUAAACUUCUUGGCGAAGGUAACUAAAGUAAGGAUCUAGUAAUGUCCACGCAAACUGUGCUCUUACCAUGCGUAAGAAAACGUAGUCUCCACAUAAUAUUGAUUUAUCGUGUUGAUAAUGGAUGAGAUAUUCUUUGUGGAUCUUGUAAAGCCCGUGGUUCAAUUACAGACGUAUAUCCUACAUUGUACACUUUAAGACUUGAAUGAACAAUAAAAAGUAAUUAUGAAAAGCAACUCAUAACACAAAUGGUAUGUAACGUAGAGGUACCAGAUAUCGUGCUGUACUAAUUGUUGUACACUUUUGUAUAUUCUGCAAACGCUUGUUCUCAUGAACAAUAAAUACCCUUAAGUAUGA